Molecule: messenger RNA, 888 nt
Organism: Rosa chinensis
Lineage: Eukaryota; Viridiplantae; Streptophyta; Magnoliopsida; Rosales; Rosaceae
Exons: 7
Coding region: 1-888 (295 amino acids)
Biological process (GO): proteolysis
Molecular function (GO): cysteine-type peptidase activity
Source: RefSeq, a predicted model, not a curated record
AUGGGGAGCUGGGUAAUGUGGCCAAAAAAACUGAUCAUAUUUGAUGAAAAGAAAAAAACAAGUGGUAAAGCAAGUAGGAAGCAGAAAAGGAAUCAUUUUGCGGAAGAUGUAGAAGAAGAGUUUGACUUGCAGUCACUCGAAUCAAGCUUGCCAGCCGCAUUGCAGAAGUUAUAUGAGUGGGGAAAAGAAGGAUUCAAAGAUCGGAAAGCUGUUUGCUUUUAUAAAGAAGAGCUCGUGUUCGGUAUUAAUGCUAAGAGCUAUCUACUUGGCUUGGAUGUUAAAAGGCUUGCAAACAUGGCGGAAGUAACAGGAACCAUCAUAGUGCUGUACAUGAGGUACUUAUAUGAUGUGCUAAAAAAGUCCAAAAUGGUAGACAUGGUUGGUUUCGUUGACCCAGCCUUGACUGGUGAGAUAGGGUGUGGGAGUGCAACAACGAGGUCCCGAAGUAUAAAAGAUCGCCUCAUAAGUGCUUCUCCAAACCAGAUUUUCUUAGUGCCUUACAAUGCAUCUGCUCAUUGGGUAUUAACUGUGAUCGAUCCGGACAAUGACACUGUCUAUUUCAUGGAUCCGUUAAAAAGACGCCUUGGAGGUAACGGAGAAUGGAAAGAUAUUGUUGACACUGCCAUAUCAAUGUUUAGAGCGGACCGCAACAAGAAAGGACGAGGUUUUCCUCAAUGGAAGAACAUGGCAGGUAUUCCAUCACAGCCAAAUGACAAACAGUGUGGCUAUUUUGUGAUGAGAUAUAUGAGGGACAUCAUACAUGAUACAAACUUGGGUUUUGCAGAAAAGUGGGGUAGGAGAGCUAACCAUGUUUAUAGUCAAGUGGAAAUUGAUGAAGUCCGUAAUGAACUCGCAAGUCAUGUGUUGAAGAACAUCCUGAAGUUGUAA